Molecule: messenger RNA, 999 nt
Organism: Botrytis fragariae
Lineage: Eukaryota; Fungi; Ascomycota; Leotiomycetes; Helotiales; Sclerotiniaceae
Exons: 2
Coding region: 1-999 (332 amino acids)
Source: RefSeq, a predicted model, not a curated record
AUGGCAGCUCACUGUGAUUCUUCUGACCAUAAAACGCCAACAGCAAUGAACCGCAACUCUACAAACAGUGUCAAAACGACACAUCUCCUAUCAACUAUCCCAGCUCUUCACACAUUUGGUACCAUUGACAAUUCUUCGGAAAAUGUGGUCACUAAAACUCACCAAACGGGGGUUUAUUCCAUUCACACAAGAUUUUUUGACAACGAUGACAGUCCGACUGAGAACGAAGCUCAUCAGCCCCAAGUCCAAAUCACUCUCCGUCCUGUCGAAGCUCUCAGUCGAUUUGGUCACCUCAAUGAAGUAUCCAGAUUUAACACUCUUUGGACUAAAAAAGCAUGGACGUCGGAACUGUUGACUCUUCGAGAUCGUCAAGAGCUUGAAUCUAUCCCGACCUCGCGAAUUCAUAAUACAAAAUUCAAAUUUAAUGCCCUUCCUGUUGAGAUUCGAGAAAUGAUGUAUGAGUAUACUCUUCUCAGGCCUCUUGAGAGGAAAAAGAAAUCCGCAUCUAAGACACCCGUCUUUCUCAGAGCCCUAAAGAUAUACGGCGCACAGCAUCUGUAUAUUGAAGCAAAGACUACUUUCCAUUCUAUCAACCAAUUCACAUAUAAUAUUGUAAAAACUCUCAAGUUCGCGGACCCAGAAAUGUUCUCCUACGAACAUGGCGGAUUCGAAAUAUUUCUCACACACUCGUUGCCGAAGUUCGAAAGAUUAAUCAAUUUGAAGGUCGAAUGCGAGUAUGGCAAAUUUUUCACUUCAUCCUUUGUACAAAAUCAUGAUAAAUGGAUAUCCUUGUUGAACAAAAUGAUCACUGGGGAGAAUGGGGAAUCUGUACAGGGUAUACGGAUGGGAGAGGAGGAAACCAGUGGCACGACACCUAGUACCCCUACGUGGGUUUGGAAAGUUGGAAAUGAAGACUCGAGAGAACCUACGAUGCUAGUUGGCAUGAAAAGAGAGUUAAAUUUGGUUAUCAAGCAUAGAGUUGCUCAUGUCAAAUUUUAG